AUGCAUUGGCUGCUGCUGCUGCUGCAGCUUCUGCUGCUGCUGCUGCUGCUUCCUGGAGAGCAGCAUGCAGCUGCGCUCGCAGCAAGCCUUUCACGCCCACCGAGGGGCUGCUGCCUCUCUUCCUUCAUAACCGCAGGUAGGCAGCAGCAGCAGCAGCACAGGGGCUGCAAGGAAGGACCAUCGUUUCUGAAGAUUGCUGCUUCUGCUGCUGCUCACCUGGAUGAGCCUGAGGAUAUGGAGGACUUGCUGCAGCAAAGUUUGCUGCAGGAGCAGCAGGAAGACAGAGAAGAUCCUGCGGAAGUAGCAGCACGCAGCAGCAGCAGCGGCGAGGGCUUCGACGGCUUUGAUGAGGGGGAGGAGGACUACCAGGAUGCUGCUGAGCGGCUGCUGCCAGCCCGGUUCGCAGCAGCAGCAGAAGAAGAAGAAGAAGCAGCAGCAGCAGCAGCAGAAGAUCUGGGGGAGGCUGAGGCGCUGAGAGAGGAGCGGUUGGGGGCCUUUGCAGCAGACAGCACCGACGACGCAGCAGCAGCAGAGGCAGCAGCAGCAGCAGCAGCAGCAGCAGAGGAGGAGGAAUGGCUGCCUCCUUCGCAGACAGCAGCAGCAGCAGCGCGGCGGGCGGCGCUGCGCGCGCUGCAGCAGCAAGCAGCUGGCACAGCUAGCCACGCCUGGCUGCCCCCGCAGCUGCAGCAGCAGCAGCAAGACUUAGAAGAAAGACACAAAAGAGAAGGUCUUCCCCCCCCCGGAGCCCGCACAGUGGACCAGCUGCCGGUCAAGGCCUUGACCAUUGGUCAAGACACCAUUCUGUACCGCCAGGCCCUCGACUCCACGCCGAUGUUUAUCGACUUGAAAACAUUCGAGAAGAUCAAAGCCCAGUGGGCAGACAACCCCGAAGAGCUCAAAAGACUCCAGAGAGCUCCAGCAUCAAUAACAGCAGGCGCAGCAGAGCAGCGGCUCCAGCUGGGCGAUGCGCGGGCAGCAGCUGCAGCAGCAGCAGCAGCAGCAGCAGACCUCGCGUGGCUGCUGCCUCUGCGGUGUCUGUACACCUCAGAAGACAAGGAAGAAUACGGCGUUUCUGAAGCUGUUCCUGACGAAGACUGGAUUCCCAUCAAGCGGGACCUCCCCCCGGGCCGCCUCGUCGUUUCUCACGGGCUCAUACCUGUGAACGCGACUGCAGCGGAGGCGGGCUUUGACUUUGUGGAGUCUUACUAUGACCCCAAGCGGGAUUACAGCUGGUCCUACAGGCGCUACAACCCCUACAAGCUGCCGGGGGACGGGAGCGAAGAGCCUGAGGAGGAGGGCGUGGCCCCCUACUACCGCCUGGACACCCCAGAGGCGCGGCGGUAUUACUUGGAGGAAGCAGAACCCCCACCAAGAGAACCAGACGACGACAUCGCCCGCCAGGCCACGCUCGCCGAAGAAAUGAUUGCAGGCAUGCGCCGCAGCCCCCAGCGGGAGGAGCAGUGGCGUUUUAUUCCGGAGGCCCCUUAUGGGAUUUUGGCUGCGCGGCAAAACUUCGCGCGGAGCUUCACAGCCAAAGACAAGGCCUGGAUAGAGAAAGUCAUUGAAAACAGGCGCCGCCGCGCAGAGCAGCAGCAGCAGCAGCAGCAGCAGCAGCAGCAGCAGCAGCAGCAGGGCCCCGCAGAUGCGGAGACGCAGGCCCGCCCAGCAGCAGCAGCAGACACAGCAGCAGCAGCAGCAGACACAGGAGCAGCAGCGGGUGCAGCCGCGCAGAGGCCGGGCUGCGCAGGGGAGCCGCCGCCAGAGGAAGCUGCGGAGGGGGCCCCAGUGGGGGGCCCCCCGGGGCCCCCGGAGUGGGGGCCCCUCAUAGGGGAACCCGGGGAGGUAUUGCCUCCCCCCCCGCUUCCAGCCCGCCCCGGGGGACCCCUCAUGACCCCCGAAGAGGCUUAUCACCGCCAGUACGCCCACGUGGCCCUCCCGCUCUCAACGGGCUGCGCAGCCCCCAAACUGCUGCUCCCCAAUAGGCUCCAGCUGCCCCCAACGCCAUCCCCGGGGGCCCCCCGGGGGGCCCCGGGGGCCCCCGGGGGGGCCCCCCGGGAGGGGGGCCCCCCAUGGCCGGUGACUUACCGGCAGCUGGGCCAGAGCGACCUGUACGUGUCGGAGGUGGGCCUGGGCACGAUGUUCAUGGGGGGCCCCCAGGGGCCCCCCGCGGGGGAAGGGAACUGCAACAAUCCCAGCGAGCUGCUGAGCUACGCAGUGGACGGGUGGGGGGUGAAUUUCAUCGACACUGCGGAGCUGUAUCCGCUUCCUGCUGCUGCUGAGUCCUUCGGUGCUGCUGAAGAGAUUGUGGGCAAGUGGCUUGCUGCUAGGGGAGCAGCAAAGCGCGCGGAGCUGGUGCUGGCCGCCACUGUGGCGGGGCCCCACGAGCGGCUCUCCUGGCUGCAGCGGCAGCCAACUAACAGCAGCGGAGCGGCGGGCCUGGCUGCAGAGGAUGUUAUAAAAGCUGCAGAAGGCAGCCUCCGUCGCCUGGGCACUUCCUACGUGGAUUUGCUGCAGCUGCACUGGCCGCAGCGUUAUGUGCCGCGCCACGAGACAGGAGAGCCGCACCAGGUCCUCUACGAUAUCCCCACUGCAGCAGCAACAGACACGCAGGACCCGCGGGUGUCCAUGGAGGCGUGGCUGGACGCAGUGGAGGUGCUGCUAAGAGACGGCAAGGCAAGCGUCUCGCUGGUGGCCUACGGGGCGCUGGCCGGGGGCCUUUUGACUGGGAAGUAUUUGGAGUGGCUCGAGUACCCCACGGCUGGCCGGCUGCUGCGCUUCCCCUCCUACAUGCGGCGACUGAGAGGCUCUAUGGCCGCAAAGGCUGUUAAGGAAUAUUUCUACUUGGCGCGGCGCUUCGAGCAGCCGAACUUGACGCCCGUGGCCCUCAAGUGGGUGUUCUCUCGCCCCUUCGUGACCUCCACUGUGAGUCCCCCCAAAAGCCCAGACGCAGCAGCAGCAGCAGCAGCAACAGUAGCAGCAGAUAGGCAGGGCAGGAGCGACACAGCGACAGGCACCCAGAGGGUGCUUAGCUAG
Molecule: messenger RNA, 3033 nt
Organism: Eimeria necatrix
Lineage: Eukaryota; Apicomplexa; Conoidasida; Eucoccidiorida; Eimeriidae
Product: aldo/keto reductase family oxidoreductase, putative
Exons: 10
Coding region: 1-3033 (1010 amino acids)
Source: RefSeq, a predicted model, not a curated record